This is a messenger RNA of Ochotona curzoniae (black-lipped pika), 1808 nucleotides long. Its product is annotated as liver carboxylesterase 1-like. The record is from RefSeq and is a predicted model, not a curated record. Lineage: Eukaryota; Metazoa; Chordata; Mammalia; Lagomorpha; Ochotonidae. Gene Ontology annotation, molecular function: carboxylic ester hydrolase activity. Gene Ontology annotation, cellular component: endoplasmic reticulum; lipid droplet. Gene Ontology annotation, biological process: lipid catabolic process. The transcript has 15 exons. The coding region runs from base 1 to 1680 and encodes 559 amino acids.
AUGGGGCUCCAGGUUCUGGUCUUGACUUCUCUGGCUGCUUCUAUGGCAUGGGCAGGGCAUCUGUCUGAACCACCUGUGGUGAACACCAGGCAGGGCAAAGUCCUGGGGAAGUUUGUCAGCUUAGAAGGAGUUGCACAGCCCGUGGCCGUCUUCCUCGGAAUCCCCUUUGCCAAGCCCCCGCUGGGAUCCCUGAGGUUUGCACCACCAGAGCCUGCAGAGCCAUGGAGCUACGUGAAGAACACCACCUCCUACCCACCCAUGUGCUCCCAGAUCACAGGGGCAGGGCCAGUGCUCUCAGAAGUGUUUGCUAACAGACUGGAGAACGUUUCUCUCGUGUACUCAGAAGACUGCCUUUACCUGAAUAUUUACACUCCUACAGACUUGACGGAGAAAACCAGACUGCCAGUCAUGGUGUGGAUCCAUGGAGGUGGGUUACUGUCAGGUGGUGCAUCAAUCUAUGAUGGUGUCGCCCUCUCUUCCCAUGAGAAUGUGGUGGUGGUGAUCAUUCAGUAUCGCUUGGGCAUCUGGGGAUUCCUCAGCACAGGAGAUGAACACAGCCGAGGGAACUGGGGUCACUGGGACCAGGUGGCUGCACUGCGCUGGGUCCAGGACAACAUUGUCAACUUUGGAGGGGACCCAGGCUCUGUGACCAUCUUUGGAGAGUCAGCAGGAGCUGAAAGUGUCUCUGUUCUUGUUCUAACUUCGUUGGCCAAGAACCUCUUCCACAGGGCCAUUUCUGAGAGUGGCGUGGUCCUCACUCCCUGUCUAUUCAGGAAGGACACCAGACUGGCUGCUAAGCAAGUUGCUAUCGCUGCAGGUUGUAACACUACAACCUCGGAUGCCUUGGUUCACUGCCUGCGUCAGAAGACAGAGAAUGAGCUCUUGGAGGCAACAUGGAAAAUGAAAUUUUUCACUCUCAAUUUACUUGGAGACCCCAAACAGAGCUUCCCGUUCCUGCCCACUGUGAUUGAUGGAGUGCUACUGCCCAAGGCACCUGAAGAGAUUUUGGCAGAGAAGAAAUUCAACAAGGUCCCUUACAUUGUGGGAAUCAACAAGCAAGAGUUUGGCUGGUAUAUUCCAACGGCUAUGGGAUAUCCAUUCUCUGAAGGAACGCUGGACCAGGAGACGGCCACAGAAAUCUUGUGGAAAUCUUACCCUGUUGUUAACAUCUCUAAGGAACUGACUUCUGUGGCCACUGAGAAGUACUUAGGAGAGACAAAGUGCCAUGCCAGAAAGUUAGACAAGUUCCUGGCCUUGGUUUCAGAUGUGCUGUUUGGUGUCCCAUCUGUGAUCGUGGCUCGUCGCCACAGAGAUGCAGGGGCCCCCACCUACAUGUAUGAGUUUCAGUAUCGUCCAAGCUUCUCAUCGAUCAUGAAGCCCAAGACAGUGGUAGCAGACCAUGGCGACGAGGUUUACUCUGUUUUGGGAACUCCAUUCUUGAAAGAAGGUGCUUCAGAAGAGGAGAUCCAACUCAGCAAAAUGGUGAUGAAGUUCUGGGCCAACUUUGCUCGGAAUGGGAAUCCCAAUGGGGACAGGCUGCCCCAUUGGCCAGAAUAUGACCAGAAGGAAGGGUAUCUGCAAAUUGGUGCCAUCACCCAGGCAGCCCAGAAACUCAAAGACAAGGAAGUAACUUUCUGGACUGAGCUUCUGGCCCAGCAGGUGCAGGAGAAGUUACCCUAGACUGAACAUACUGAGUGGUGAAUGGGAGGCCAAGCCAGACUCAUGAAUCUAAAGGAAUCCAGACUGUGACAUUGUACAGCAGUUUGCGGAGCAACAUCUUGAGGACUUGUGAGAGGCAGAGGCCAGGA